AUGAAGGGAGACGCUGAAAAGUUCUUAGGAAAUCGCGAGUUUAGAGAUGUAGACGAACUGUGCGACGCAGUUAUGGAAGAAUUCGGUGAAAGACGUUCAAAGGAACUGCUUAUAAAUGAACGGAACCACUUGCGGCAAGGUAACAGGAAGGUGAAAGACUACGUCAAACAUUUUAAUAAAAUCCAUCAAGAUAUUACCAGGGUCAUCAAUAACAACAGGGAAUUCACGCCAGAAGAGAAAAGAAUAUUAGUCAGAGCAGAAGAAGAGGCCGGACUGGCUAUUUUUAUACGCAAUUUGUCACAAUCAUGGAGAACAUCGGUCCGCCAAGCCAGGCCAGGGACGUUAAAGCUCGCACAAAGCAUAGCCUACGAGGAAGAGAGAGAAGAAGAACUGUGUCAGGAGUUGUCCAGGUAUGUGCAUCUGGGAGAUAAGAGUCGACCUCACGGUAUAGAGAAACGUAACGGUGACGCACCGCAACCUAGAUACGACGGUCAAGGAAAGAGCGAUAAGAAAUCCUCCGGGACAGCUGUCCCUACCUGCUUCAAGUGCAACAAGCAGGGUCACUACUCAAGUAAUUGUAGAAAUUUUCAAAGGGACCGCGAUCAAAAACCCCCAGACAUCAAAUAUAUAGAAUCGGACCAACACGAAGUUAGCUGCGAGUCAACAUCCGAGUCAGAACCGACGCAGACGGAAGACCAAUUACGAGCGAUUAACCAAAUUGAAAGAAAACGUCCGUUUAGAUCAUAUAAUAGAUAA
Molecule: messenger RNA, 756 nt
Organism: Osmia lignaria (orchard mason bee)
Lineage: Eukaryota; Metazoa; Arthropoda; Insecta; Hymenoptera; Megachilidae
Source: RefSeq, a predicted model, not a curated record